AUGGCGCCUGAAAUUGUAAAGAAUGAACGGUAUUCGUAUGGUGUGGAUUGGUGGGGUCUUGGAUGCCUCAUCUACGAAAUGGUCGAAGGGAAGGUAUACUUUUAA
Molecule: messenger RNA, 105 nt
Organism: Cooperia oncophora
Lineage: Eukaryota; Metazoa; Nematoda; Chromadorea; Rhabditida; Trichostrongylidae
Source: the annotation of a GenBank genome assembly